AUGUGAUAUCCUUUAUAUCAUUCCACACCAUUCACCUACCUCGCUUCCUUUUUCUUUCUUCCACUCAAACUGAACCAACUCAACUCAUCCAGAUCUCAAUUUCUCAACCAAAAAUGGAAGCACUUCUUUCCCAAUUCACCUUCCUCUCAGACCAAUCUCUCCACGACAAAACCUUCGACCCGUCCACAAUCGAAGACCUCAUGAAGCUCUUCGAGCUCGAAUCCUACAAAGCCUGGGCCGCCGCGGAGCUCGAGCAACAAACAGAAUUCGAAGAAACCGAACACGCCAUGCAAGAAGCCGAGGAGCAUCUCGAUUCGGUGAUGCAAAGCGCCAUGGACGAGUUCGCAAGAUUUGAAGAGGAGAUGGAGAGAAUCUCGAGAGAUGAAGUGGAGAGCUUGGUUGAGAGUGGUGAGAGAGCGAGGAGGAUGGGGAAUUUGAUGGAGAAAAGUGCGGCUGUUGCUUCGAAGAAGUAUAUGGAAGCGGCUUUGAAUUCGGCUACUGCUUCUAUGAAAUCGGCUUGGAGAGGAAUUUCUUCAGGAAAGGUUCAUCCAUCUUGAUUGAUAGAUAUGUGUUUACUGUUUAUGCAUCUGAAAUAUAUUUAUGUAUCUAUCAUCUAUUAUCUAUAUAUCUAUAUGUGGCAAAAAUUGCAUUGAAACUAAUCUACUAGUGAAAAAUAAAAAUAGUUUUUAUUUA
Messenger RNA from Vicia villosa (hairy vetch), 693 nucleotides. RefSeq lists its product as uncharacterized. The coding region runs from base 114 to 557 and encodes 147 amino acids. The transcript has a single exon. The record is from RefSeq and is a predicted model, not a curated record. Lineage: Eukaryota; Viridiplantae; Streptophyta; Magnoliopsida; Fabales; Fabaceae.